This is a messenger RNA of Ustilaginoidea virens, 435 nucleotides long. RefSeq lists its product as uncharacterized. The coding region runs from base 1 to 435 and encodes 144 amino acids. Gene Ontology annotation, cellular component: mitochondrial matrix. The record is from RefSeq and is a predicted model, not a curated record. NCBI's taxonomy places the organism in Eukaryota, Fungi, Ascomycota, Sordariomycetes, Hypocreales, Clavicipitaceae. The transcript is spliced from 5 exons. Gene Ontology annotation, molecular function: protein-folding chaperone binding; ATP binding; metal ion binding.
AUGGAUGCAGCCAACCACGCCGGAUUAACAAUUGAUCCUGUCCCGGGCACGCAAAGUCAUUACUCGUCCUGCCCGCAGACUCUGUGCAAGCUGCCGCAACCUGCUCCAUCACUCAUUACAAUGGCCACCUCGAUCCGCUCGAUCCGAUCGCUUGCCCCUCUGCUGGACCGGGUGCUCGUCCAGCGCAUCAAGGCCGAGACCAAGACGGCCGGCGGCAUUUUCCUCCCCGAGUCGAGCGUCGAGAAGCUGAACGAGGGCAAGGUCCUGGCCGUCGGGCCGGGCGCGCUGGACAAGAAGGGCAACCGUCUGCCCAUGGGAGUGGCUGUCGGCGACCGCGUCUUGAUCCCCUCGUUUGGCGGCUCGCCUGUCAAGGCCGGCGAGGAGGAGUAUCAGCUGUUCCGCGAAAGCGAGAUUCUCGCCAAGAUCAACGAGUAA